Messenger RNA from Xylaria bambusicola, 3554 nucleotides. RefSeq lists its product as uncharacterized. Gene Ontology annotation, molecular function: protein binding. Bases 263 to 3301 code for a protein of 1012 amino acids. Lineage: Eukaryota; Fungi; Ascomycota; Sordariomycetes; Xylariales; Xylariaceae. The record is from RefSeq and is a predicted model, not a curated record. The transcript has 7 exons.
AGUCCUCCAUGCUUGACCCGCGCGUCGAAUGACCUUCUCCUACUUAUGCACCCCUCACAGCCUCCCAAUGAUGCAUCUCACCAUGCAUGGUGCCCCAACUACACCCCGGCCAGAGCGACAGCGGCUGUGCUGUAAAAGGCUGACAAAAGUGCAAAUAUUGCCUCAGUAUAUAAUUGAUCUCUGAGUUCCCAAUGGGCACGUUCUCGUAAUCCAUGCCUCCUCCUCUGUUAUCCCCCAGGGUGGCAUAUCGUCAAGUCUCAUCAUGGAAGCAAUCGCUGCAGCUGGCGCUUUGCCUGGCCUUGCCUCAGCCACUAUCCAGCUUGGUACUGCUACCUUCCAGUUCUACCAGCAGCUACACAGCCUGUACAAAGCAAUCAAGCAUGGAGAGAAGCAACUCGGUACAGUUGUCAAGCAGCUUGACCAGCAUGGAGAUUUCAUCAAAGAGCUGAGGUUCAGCUUCGAGCACAUUACAGUGGCUAGCAUCCCAGCCAGCACGCACCGUCUUUUCGAGCGCUGUAUCGUAGAUUCAGAAAGAGAAGUCGAAGAGUUUAGACAAUUACUAGAUCGGGUAGGCAAACAUCGCUUCGAAAAGAAAACCUUGCACGCCAUCGAGACUGGCAGUCGUCUCCGCUUCCACGAGCAUAGUAUUCAGAAGUAUUGCGAUCUUCUCGACAAGCAGAUGCAUCGCUUUCUCUUUCUCCAGUCUUCUGUACAAAGCAUACGGGUAGAGUCAAGCUUAUCGGAAGUUAUGACCACUCUCGUGAAGCAAGGGGCCAAAGCAGCCAACUUCUACGACGAGCAUUCAGCAUUGUUAAAAACUAGCAGGGGCCUACGCUCAGCUUCGGGCACUAUCUCAAAGAGAGAGCAACUGUUAAUGGGACAAAUGGAUAGAAGCAGCCGCACGGCUUCACCUUCCCCACAGAGCGUUAUCCCUGGCAAUUGGUCUAUCAUCAAGACCAAGGGGUAUUCAACGCUGUGUGGUACGGUCACAGUUGCGACGUUCUCAGACUCAGAAGUUAACAAGGGUAAGCGUCACCAACUCGCCUACAAAGUACGAUUUAAGCCCUACAGCUGGAUUUCAAGAACACUGGUGGAAUGGCGGUGUCUUUUCAGUCCAUCCCCCAAGAUUCACACGAUGCUGUUCUCUGUAACUACUAGCAUACUCUGCGAUGACCCCGAUGUUUUAGAUGCAUUGGGUUUUGUCCGAUCAUCGGACGCAUAUUGGGGCCUUCUGUCCGCGUUUCCUUGGUUCUGGACCAUGAAAGUACCCAACUCUGGGAAAAUCCGGGCUCUUUUAAACACAGGUCGACUUCUGAAAGACCAUGUCCUAUGGUCGGAUCGCUCAGAUCCGGUGGACGUCAUCACGGCGUUCAUUCUCUCUUAUGAAUCUUCCCAUAAAGAGGAACUCUCUGGUCUAUGGAAUCGCGAUCCUAAUAGGAGGUGCACUGAAUCGAACCGAGAUUAUUUAUCCCAACAAUACCUCGAAUUCUAUCGGGUAAUUGAACUACUUCUUUCAUGGGACUUCCAGCCUCAUCUCUCUAGCUGGCAACACAUCUACGGCGUAGCUACGCGGCACCACUACCACCUUUUAACUGAGCAUCCAGAGGUAAUUGGCACAUUUGACCUUACCUUGAAGCCCAUCUCCCUUUUAAUUCUCGAGACUUGCGGGUUUUUGAUCCCACUUGACUAUAAGGUUACGUUCCAUGAUCGAUGUCGGGUAAUGACACCGUAUUUAACAUAUACUGGUACACUUGCGAAAAGUUAUGUCACCUAUCAUGACCCCUACAACCUUGGUGAUUCUUAUCUCGCGCAUUUCGUGGCCGAAAAAGAUCCUGUUGCGAGACUGAAAGGGAUUCUUGAGCUAGACCCCCUGGACCUCACUGAGGAUCGAUACAUGUUUGACCGGUGGUUACUAGGCGUGUUUGCUCUGUUUCGCCCAGAGACUGCCUCUCUCGUUAGGGAUUACAUCAACUCUUACCAAACAAUGGCAGCCCGCAAUCUCUUUAGCAUCGAUUAUAUUCGUGAAGAAUUCCGACAGCCACCACGCGAAUCUAAUAAGAAACAACGACGAAAUUUCCUGAUAUUUGUCUGUGCCUAUGGCAACCCUUCCAUUAUUCAAGAAAUGGAUUUAACUGCACUUACAGCAGCAGAGAUUCGAGGUAUGCUGUUUCAGGCAGCCCAGUGCUCAAACCCCGAAAUAUUUGAUCUUUUGAUAAGCCAGAGUCCGAAGGAGGCGGUAAAUGUCACGCCUCAUGCACCACGUAUGCGUGAAAAACUUACUAACGAUCCAACAUUCCUCGAUAAUUAUGUCAAAAUACUCUUCGACUGUGACCAAUGGCCACUAGCAGGGUUGUUUCGUGAUCCUGGUACUUCGAGUACAUUUUUUCUCCCCAAAUCUCAACCAUUACCCAACUAUGUUGAAUACAUAACCCUAGGCUGCAUCCAAAGAUAUGAGAUGAACCCACUAGCAGUAAGAAUAGAGGUGCGGUCGUUGAUUUGGCAUGCCACGAAAGAAUUUUGGGGAUCCAAAGCACCCGCGGCACUGCUGCUUCAGGACCUCCACUUCUACGACGUACUUCGAAAGCUUGUUCGAAUACCAGCUUGUAAAUCACAUCUCGACAUCUCAAAUUUCGUACAAUUCGGAUAUUUGGUACAUGUGACAAGUUAUACGGGGCUUAACGAGUUUCAGUCCUUCCCAUACCCUUCUGUCGACGGAUAUUCAGCGUUGAUGCUCGCUCUUCACUGCGGAAUGAAGCCUGCCGUUCAAAUCUUAGUCGACGCAGGCGCUUCUGUCUCGGAACCUAUGUGCUGUGGAAAAUCUGCACUUUCACUUGCCCGCGAAAACAUCCGAUCUCGACACCCUCGGCGAUGGGCCGUGUGUCGCGAUCCAGUCACCGGGGUUACCAUCCCUACACCCCGCGGGGUAAUUACCCCUGAAAUGGACAUCUUAGAAAGUACGGAUCGGGAGAUGCUUGAGAUAUUACUUGAAGCACUACGCGAGAGGGGUGAGAUAGAACCUAUAGAUUCAGACGACUUGACUAUGCCCAGCAGGUGGAAGUUAUUGAGGGGGAAAGUUGGUCAUUUCGCUGCAUGGUUAUUUAAACCUUCCUAUAGUUUCGACCCCGAUUCCUUUCGUGAGAAUAGCAUUUAUACUAUCCUAGUGAGCACUUUGUGGCUCUUAUCUGUUCUCAAAGUGCUCAAAGCUGAACUCGGCGACCUCCCGUCCUCUCUCACCAGGGUUUUGUCUCGACCUGUCGUCAUACUAGCUUUGCUCGUAUGGAUACUAUCACGAUUCUGGUAGCUUUCUUAUCUUUUUGAUAUGAUAGAAAUUGGAUUGCGUUUUCUCAUUGUGGUCGGUUGUGUACGACCAGUCAUGACUGACGAUUUCGACGGUACACGAAUUUACGGUCUCUUGUGUUCUACUGCCUGCACCUUUAGAUUUAUGAAUGAAAUACAAGGCUUCUUUUCCGAAUACAAUACAGUGUCUUCACGGACGUGAUCUGCAACAUUCGUGCACCCUGGAGUCCAUCAAAUAACAAUACGCAUUUCUCGUC